Molecule: messenger RNA, 765 nt
Organism: Puccinia graminis f. sp. tritici CRL 75-36-700-3
Lineage: Eukaryota; Fungi; Basidiomycota; Pucciniomycetes; Pucciniales; Pucciniaceae
Exons: 5
Coding region: 129-500 (123 amino acids)
Source: RefSeq, a predicted model, not a curated record
GCAGGUGCGAAACUACCACCCCCAACUCAAAACAGCCAAUCUUCAGAGACCAACCAAAACUCAAGCAAUUCCAUCCUCGUCUACGGCUCGGAAACAACCAACACUCGGUCUGUCCGGAUUCUUCAAGAAUGUCGAUCCCAUAUAAACAAGAAUUGCCGCCAGUUGGGGGGUAUGAGCCGGUCAAGUUCAAGAGGAACUUGCCGAUCAGAGGGCCCUCAGGUAGUCUGAUCAUUGGCGGGGUGUUCGUGACCUGCUUGUAUGGAUUCUAUCGAUACGGACAAGGGAAUGUGGAGAAACGAGAAUUGAAGAGAGAGAACAUGUGGUCGCGGAUCCAUCUGGUGCCGAUCUUGACAGCCGAGAAUGAUCGGGACCUGUUCCGACGAGAACGAGCGCGGAUCGACCGGGAACGAGAGAUCAUGAAGGACGACCCCACUUGGGUCGUUGGCCAAAGCGUCUACAAUACCAAGAAAUACGUCCCUACAACGAUCGUCCCAUUAUAAUCGCAACCUUCUGUCUCACAUUGUAACCAAACACACACACACUCACCUCUUGCCACAUAUAUGUCUGAAAAAACUUGCAGUUUCUUGUCGCUCCGUGUUGGACUGCUUGGCAUGGUAUAAGUCCUCAUGGACACUGUCAUUUCUUCUCCAUGUCAUACUUCUAUGAGCAGAAGGAGAGCAGCUUCGAUGUCCCCACCACUGCACGGGGCUCCUGUUUAGUGAGGAGAUAUAAUUUUGAGAAAUCGAGAGCUUUGUUGCUCGACAU